Messenger RNA from Austrofundulus limnaeus, 4553 nucleotides. RefSeq names its product leucine rich repeat containing 32 (gene lrrc32). The coding region runs from base 600 to 2552 and encodes 650 amino acids. NCBI's taxonomy places the organism in Eukaryota, Metazoa, Chordata, Actinopteri, Cyprinodontiformes, Rivulidae. The transcript is spliced from 4 exons. The record is from RefSeq and is a predicted model, not a curated record. Gene Ontology annotation, molecular function: protein binding.
CACAAGCUGAACGCGGCGCAUCAAAGAUCUCUUCAAGUUACUGAUUAAUGGUAAAUAGACGCUGCUCGGCUCGCCUCUUUGUGUUUUUACACAUAAAAAAAAAAACUAAAUAGAAACAGGUAAACUUCUCACCUGGCUGCGCUGGUGACGCCUAAGGGGGAAAAGGAAACAGAAAGUCUGGGAAUCCCGGGACAUUAAUGCAGGAGGAGAAGAAUCCCCUAGGUUUUUUUUAUUUAUUUAUUUUGUAACUCGAUGAUUUGAAUAUGACACCAUGAACCACACACAUUAAAAGAAGACUGAAAGGAUGAGGACGAAACCGAACCUCUCGCGACCGUGUGACAGGCACCGGAGCGGACUGCACACCUGUCAGGGGGAGGAGUUUUCCUCUUCAGACCAGAGCAUAAAAACACAUCUUCCCCGUCCUUUAUUUGGCGUUUCCCCCUGAGCGUGGUGGGAGGAGGAAGAGGCCGAGCGAUGAAGGAUGUUCUGACAGGAUGUUGGACUCAGGCAGCCGGAGAACUCCUCGAUCUGCGCUGUGAGGACGAUUAGUCAUCCUCAGGUCUCUGUGAUCUGUYGGGUCUGGACCAUUCUGCAGCGCCAUGGCCGCCUUCCUGCUGCUCUUUCUGCUGUUGGUGGUGUCCGCACGGCCCCCCCGGGCCCCCCAACACCUCCCUCCGUGCCACAUGGUCCAAAUGGAUGUGUUCUGCAGUGAUCUGAGCCUCAGAGGUGCCCCCGUCAACCUCCCUCAUGGAGUCCAAACGCUGGAUCUUUCUCGAAACCAGGUUCAGAACCUGACAAAGGAAACUUUGGGGUUCCACACCGGCUUCCACCAGCUGAACCUCCAUUCGAACAGGAUUCACUUCRUCCAACCGGGACUUUUCCGGGACAUGAAGGAUCUGAGGGUGCUGGACCUCUCCAAGAACCACUUAAGUGUUUUCGCCCGCUCCAAAAUAAACGURGGACCUCUCACAGCCGUGGAGUCUUUAGACCUGUCAAAUAACGGGUUGUAYACGGGUAUGUCGGACUACUUCCUGUCCGAGUCUCCGUUGCUGGCGAACCUUUCYCUGAACAGCAACAGCAUCACAGAAAUAACUCGAAAUACCUUCGACGGAGCGUCGUCCCUGAGGAAAAUCAACCUCCACAACAACGUCAUCCUGGAGAUUGAAGAUGGGGCGUUUGAUUCCUUGGAGAAUCUGACUGAGCUCGAUUUGUCCAAGAACUCCAUCACAUGCAUCCUAGACUUCAACCUUUACAACCUGGCAUWUCUGAAUCUCAGCAAGAACAGCAUCGAGUUUUUCCAAAGCGCGGAGUCCAACAGUUCRUUUAAACUUCGCUCUCUCGACCUGAGCGAAAACAAGCUGCUGUAUUUCCCCUUUCUCCCGGUUAAGAACGUUCUGGAGUUUCUCGAUGUUUCACGAAACCAUCUUCAGACGGUCAACAACACGGGAAGCUCGGAAAACCAGACAAACUUGAUUUUUAAUCACCUGAGAUACAUGGACUUGAGUUACAACAAACUUAAAAGCAUCCCAGAGAGUUUUUUCAACAAUGUGAAAUCCCUGGAGGUCUUGAACGUGAGUAAUAACUGCAUCGGGUCGUUUUCUGUCUCUUCCAAAGACCUCUUACAUAAAGCAAGGAUAAUCGAUCUCAGCCAUAAUUCAAUACAAAGUCUGACUUUUGGGGAGAACACUCUGACGUCGCUGAGGAGGCUCUUCUUACAAGGAAAUGACCUCACAGUUCUAGACCACCAAAUAUUUCAAAGACUGCCGAGCAUCAAAUACCUGCAGCUCCAGCAGAACAAUCUGAAGAUCUGUGACUCUGAGAACAACCGGCUGGAACCAAGGCUGAAGAACGAAGACGUGAGUUCGGCUGGUUGCGUAUCCCUCUCGUCUGUUCGGAGUUUGCACUUCUUGUACUUCUCUGAAAACAACCUGAGAACCCUCCCUGCCAAUGCUUUUGCAAACACCCCCCUGAAGUUCCUAGACUUGUCGCUAAAUCCAGGCUUGGACCUCCACAAAGACUCACUCUCUGGUCUGGAACACUCUCUGGUCCACCUCCUCCUGAGGGAAAACAACAUGUCGAGUCUAAACCCGGACCUGUCCUCGCUAAAGAGUCUCAGAAACGUUGACCUUUCCACCAACCAGCUGAACACCCUGCCAAUGUGGAAGGGAGAGUCCACCAUCGAGUCCCUCAACCUGCAGAACAACAACUUAGUAACCCUGGACCAGUCUACCGUCCUGGCCCUGGAGCGCUCCUUGAAGACCCUCUACAUGGGAUUCAACCCUCUGAGCUGCUGCGACAACCUCGGCUUCCUCCACAUGAUGCAGCACUCCUCUGUCAUCGUUCCCGACAUCGAGAUCGUGACCUGCGUCCACCAGGACUAUCCAGAGCCGGUCAACAUCGAAAGGGUGACCAAGGACAUGUGCCGCCAACCGGAGGUCCAGAACGACGUGGUGGUUGUCGCGGUGGUGACUUCAGCUCUGGUUAUUUUUGUGGGACUUUUUCUAUGUUGCUGUUUGAGGAAAAAGAAGCGCAACAGAGGAUUUCAUGCAUAGAAGAAUCACGACUCAAGGACAAACRUCUGUAUAUUGAAGGAUUUAAAUGUGAAUGUGGUCCCAAUCARAACCUUCUAUAUGGACAAUUUGAAGCACUGGUUUUGGAUCACUGACUAACAGAGACACUCGUCAGUAGAGUCAUAUUAUCUAAGCUGCAAAGUAAACAAGCUAUUGAAAGCAGCAGUUUAAGUAAGACCCACAGAGGAUUGGACUUUUUACUGGACUUUUAUAUCAGUUUCAUGCAACACCUGAAAGUCUAUUUUAAGGAAAUGCAACUUUCAAGCCUUACGGCACGCUCCGACAGAAUGAAAGUUUGACUUCUUUUGUUACGUUUUUCCCAAGCACACGUGACUUUAGGAAGGACAGAACAAACAAAACAUCACCCAACUGUCACCACCUGGUGUGUAGCUCUGCAGGCGACACCUUGGAUGUUCAAAGCACCAGAACGCACCGGACGUGUGGGCAGCUUGAAUCGGAUCUUUUUWAAGGUUUCUGUCUUUUCUGUGCUUUAAACAGCAGUGUUAAAUAUACCUGAAACCACUUUAAUGAAUGUAGAAUUAAACGAAGAACCAACACUAAAACACUUUGAGCAAACGGUAGCAUCAAGCCAAAUAGACUGAGGAAUUUAUACCUUAAAUAUAAAUUGACACCAGUCUCUUAUCUGUAUGGUAACUAAAUCCACAUGRUUUAAAACAGAAAACAACAAAUAAAACCCAUGACAUGUUAAGUAGUAACAUUCAGUCAUGAGUACCCCAAGUUGGGUACUUUCCUGCACUGAUCAGUAAACAUACCCCUUAUAACGUUUUACAGUAUCCACAGAGUUCCCAAAAUUCAAUGUUACAUGGUUUCUAUGGUUCCAAACCCUGGGUCCUCUUUUCAAUGGGUCUCAAGUAACGGUUUCAGGUUCAAGGGUUUUAGGGUACCAAAGAGUGGCACUGGUUCUGUUUUACCAGGGUUGUUAGAUUUUCAGGUCCAAACCUUAAGUACAAGUUCCCCGAAUACAUUUUCCCUUUAGAUCUGAACUUUCAAUGAUUUUAGGGGGAAAGGGAUUUUGGAUUGCUCUGUUCCAGUGGAUACACUUUAGGAUCUUGCAAUAUUUUUGCAUGUUUUUUAUUGUCCCUUUUUAUAUAUGGUUUUCAUAAAGGUUUUUAUUACAUUAAGUCUCCAAGCAGUGAUAAAACAGAGCUGUGGUUGUAAUUUUGUUUUAUUGUUAAACAAAGAUGUGGAAAUCUGGAAAUAGCAAGCACAAAUAUCCAAAUGCCCCCCUUCUAAGGCCUCUGUUUUCAGUUUUUAUGCCAAAUUAGGUGAACCCCAUGCCUUAUUCAGAGAUAAAAUACAGAUAAAAGAGUGAUGUCAGUUUUUUCUGUUUGGGUGCUUCAAGGACUAAAUGUUUUAGUAAGAAGGUUGUUUUUAGAGACUGAUUUGCCUUUUUAAGCUGAAAAUGAAGAAAACACUACUAAAGUUUGUGAAGGAAAAUGCUCUAUUUAUAAAAUACUAACAGAUGAAGGUGUUUGUCCAAGAUGGCAGUUUACUCUUUUAUAGUUUGCACUUUAAACUCUAAUGUUUGUGUGAUUUUAUUUUUAUUUUACUGUAUAUCUUUAGCAACUGUUGACACUAAAAGAUGAACAUUGUUGGUAUGUUACAUUAAAAUAUGUAAAUGUAAUUUAUUUUGUUAGCUUUAAAGCAAAGCUGGACAUUUAAAUUGAUCCAUGGUGCUCGCUCUCUUCAUCUGGCAUGAAAAUGUAUAAAAGUGCCAUUUUUAAUUUGAUUUUCUGGGUGAAGCUCUGAACAUAAAUAACUGUGAUGUUCUUAUGUUUGAAUAAACACACAAACUGAAUACAUUUAUUUUAAUAAAAACACCCAUAAACUAUACGGCUGAAUUUAUUAUGUGCAGGUGGAACUUGUUGAUGAAGGAUGUCCAGAUGUUUUAUUACGUAAAACAAAUGAAGAAAACUGUUGCUUUGUAGAACAUACCUCAAAAAUAAACUGUUUUAAUCUUUA